Molecule: messenger RNA, 2262 nt
Organism: Heteronotia binoei (common prickly gecko)
Lineage: Eukaryota; Metazoa; Chordata; Lepidosauria; Squamata; Gekkonidae
Gene: RRAS2
Product: RAS related 2
Exons: 6
Coding region: 284-895 (203 amino acids)
Biological process (GO): signal transduction
Cellular component (GO): plasma membrane
Molecular function (GO): GTPase activity; GTP binding; GDP binding
Source: RefSeq, a predicted model, not a curated record
CCGAACGGAGCUUGGUGGCGCUUUCACUCUGCUAGAGCAGCCGGGCACGGAAGGAGGAGUUUGCGAUUGGCAGCUGCCUUCGAGCAGCGGCUUCUGCUCCCCUCGCCUCCCGUUGCCGGAGUUCACUCGCGCACAGCGGCCAAGAAGCAACAGCCGCGUGCGGGCCUGUGGCGGUGGCAGCCCCGUCAGCUGCGAGGCGGCAAGCAAGCGAGCAGCCAGAGAGGGUGGUUCCCGCAGAGCCUGCUGCUCUGCUCCCUUUACGCCCGGCCUGGGCUCUUUCUCGAUGGCCGCGGGCUGCAGGGACGGCCCGGGGCAGGAAAAGUACCGGCUGGUCGUGGUGGGCGGCGGUGGAGUGGGCAAGUCUGCGCUCACCAUCCAGUUUAUCCAGUCCUACUUUGUAACUGACUAUGACCCUACAAUUGAAGAUUCCUACACAAAACAAUGUGUAAUAGAUGAGAGAGCAGCAAGGCUGGACAUCCUAGAUACAGCAGGCCAAGAAGAAUUUGGAGCCAUGAGGGAACAAUACAUGAGGACAGGAGAAGGCUUUCUGCUCGUGUUUUCAGUCACUGAUAGAGGAAGUUUUGAAGAAAUUUAUAAGUUUCAAAGGCAGAUUCUUAGAGUGAAAGAUCGUGAUGAAUUCCCUAUGGUUCUUGUUGGUAACAAAGCAGAUUUGGACCAUCAAAGACAGGUAACACAAGAGGAAGGGCAGCAGCUAGCAAGACAGCUUAAAGUAACAUAUAUGGAAGCAUCAGCCAAAAUACGACUAAAUGUAGAUCAAGCAUUUCAUGAACUUGUCAGAGUUAUAAGGAAAUUUCAAGAACAAGAAUGCCCUCCUUCCCCAGAGCCGACAAGGAAGGAAAAGGACAAGAAAGGAUGCCAUUGUGUCAUCUUCUAAGAAUCCUCUUAAGCCAAGCUAUCAACUGCCAGAUCAAUGAAUUCUUUCACCUGUGUUUCUGUGUCUCCCUUGGUGUCUUGUCUAGUCUUAUACGUGCAUGUUGUAUAAAUGGUCACCAAAAUAGCCUUAGUCUGAAUGAAACCAGCUGACCCAGUCCUAGAAGACAAUUUGGUCAUCUCAGGUCAGAUGUCAAGCACUAAGGCUUCUUUUAAUAUCCUACUUUUUCCCUUGAAGAAGCUUGCACCUUGUGGAGUUUUAUUCACAAUGGAAUCAAAACAGUCUUAGAACAAGGUAUUGAAGUCAAGCUUAAAAGUUGAUAUAUGAGUAUUUCCCCCCACUUGUGAUGCCUUUUGUUAAUCACACUCGAGGGAGUCCUCUAAUCAAAAUAUAGAGUAUUUUUUUAAAAUGGUAAAUUUGUAGGUUUACAUAUUGAUUAGAUUAAACUUCAAAUUUCAGCUUGCCUUACAGGAAGCCAAUACACUGAAUUCCAUUGUCAGUAAAGUUUUAUGUUUCAGCUCUUGUUUAUGCUGCAGCUUUUUUUAGUGGUCAGCAAUCUACUGUAUUUAUUUUAUGGUUCCAGUAACAGCUACAGGAUUAUUACUGCAACUAUAUGGCCAAAUAACCUGGAAUAAUUCUGGAUUUGGGCAUUUCAGUUAGAAGAUUUUUACAUCUUGGGUUUGGAAUAAAAAUUAUUUGUCUUCCUUUUGAAUUCCCAGGUAAGUGAUUUGAGAAAAUUGAACCUGUAGCUGUUUUUGUUUUCAUAUAAUGUAAAAAGAUGAAUUUGCUCUUUUCAUUGUCAGAUGAUUAAAUGUUUUUGCUAUAUACUUUUAUACAUUAUUUUCUUAUCAAACUAGUUAACAAGUAUUUUUAUAUGUUUGUAAGCAAAUAUGCUUUCAUAGCAUAACUUGUGUAUAUGUAAAGAUGAGUAUUUAAUUCUCACAGUUCACAUUUAACUGACAAAAAUUAAUUCAGGAUUUGCAGAACUGUGGGUAGAAUCUCUCUUCUGUUCUGGUUGAAUCCAGCAAUGGCCAAUCUUCUGGCUGCCCAGUAUAUGUUUAAACUAUCAUGUUUUUGAAAUUGCCUUCCGUAUCCUUUAUAAAAGACUGACCAUUAUGUGACUGUUAAACUGUACAAACUUUUAUCUAUUUGGUUCAAUUGUGGAUGGAUGUUUGACUCUGAAUUAUGCAGACUGUGGCUAAAUGAUUAUUUAGGAUUAUUCUGUGAAACUGAAUACUAAGUGGUAUUUUCGCUGUCACCUCUACUGAAAGUGAACAAGAGUUCUAUAUGAUUCACUUUCAAAACAUGCCCUUGUAUAACUUCAGGUGCUAGAAUUAAAAGUGAUAUGAUUAUUAUGGAAAGGGUAAAAA